AGUUUUCUCUAGCAUCGACUUCCUUUCACUCGUUUGCCCGACUUGCGUGAAAAUGUCAUAAUUGGACAGUCGCAGUUUCCCCAACGCAUCACGCAGAUGAAAAGAAAUCGCGGCCGUUUAUAAAAGCGACGUUUCGCCCCGCCAAACGUCACACAAGUCAUCAACUCUUUGCUCUAUCAACAACUCCAUCAACAUCCAUUUCACUUCGACUGCAAGACACGUCGUUUCUUUUUUUCCUUGGCCGAUCGUUCACGCACCAUGUUUCGAAUGCUCAAAGAUGUGCUGAUGUUCGUGAUUGUGGUGGCAGUCGCAUCAGCCGGCGAGGAAACCGAAAGGCUAGACAUGGUCUUGGCUCCGGCCAAAUAUCAGGUCAACAUUCCCGUCACUUAUUCGUCUGGAUACUAUGGCGGCUACGGGGCGGGCUACGGUGCGAGCAAUGCGUACGGCUGGUACGGGCACGGCGUCAAAGCUGCCGUUCGACCUCUCCCCAGUCCGUCUUACACUCACCAUCGCUACGUCGGCAACGGGUACGGCGUUCCGCAUUCGGCGCCCCUAUUUCGAUGGGAUGCGACGCACCCGAAAACCAAGGGAGGUAAGCGUCGACCUCACGGCCAUUACGGAAAGGGCGGCCACCACGCAAAAGGCGGAUACUACGGCAAAGGUGGGCACCGCGGUAAGGCCGUCCACGUCAUUCACGUCGUCCACACCGGCUACACGAAACCAGCCAGCGUGAAAGGACCCGGAGGGUACGGAUACAGCGCACCACCUCCCAGCCCUGUUAAGGUCAGCACCCCGUACCAACAGACUCCGUUCACCGCCUUCAAACCGGCAAAGGUGAACGACGACGUCGUCGCACCUGUCGUUCCGGCAGUGGCAGCCGUCGCCCCUGUCGUUGUGCCCGAAGUGGUGACAGCUGCCCCCGUAGUGGUCCCUGUGGCGCCCGUUGUCGAGCCAAUCGUCGAGCCUGUCGUCGUGCCCGUCGUCGAGCCGGCCGUUGCGGCCGUCGUUGAGGCCGUUGUGGCGCCCGUCGUCACAGCUGCGCCGGUAGUGACGGCGAUCUACACGCAUGCGUACAAAACUGUGCCCACCGUUGCACCCGUUGUAGUUCCGGAGGUGGUCGCACCGGUCAUUCCGGAGGUCAUCGUGCCGACGCCCGUCGUUGCCGAAGUAGUUGCCCCUGUUGUUGAAGAAGUAGUUGCCCCCGUUGUUGAAGAAGUCGUUGCUCCUGUAGUUGCUGAGGUGGUUGCCCCUGCAGUGGUGGAAGUCGUGGCUCCUGUCGAGGAACCGGCCGUGGCAGAGGUAGAGAGUGUGACGGAGGUAAGUGGCACAGCUCCCGAAGAAGCGGACACUGCGACCGAUAGCGGAGUGGAAGGCGGCAAUGAAGACAAGGGCAAGCAGGAAAGUGGUAAGGUGAGCGAAGAAGAAGGUGGUAGCGAUGAACGUUAAGAUGAACUGUCAUAAAUGCGGAUGAUUUGUAACGCAUCAACCCGGCUGCGGUAGUGAGGCUUGCUGGAUAGGAAUGUCGGUUUCACCUUGGGAACUGACAAUCUCGCUACGUUAACGGGAUUCGCAUUCAUUUGUCUUUUUUAAAGUUUUGACUCCAUUCGCCAAUCGAUUCGGGCGGCUAAAUCAACUACAGCUGUGCUAAAAAGUCACAAUUGAAAACGUAUCGUCAUUGCAAACAUGUUUUUAUAAUGUCACAUCGCAUCCAACACUCUCACGAGUUGUACCCGUGGGACCAUCUCUACACAAUACAUGAACCUGUUAUUCACCUAUGCAAAUGAAA
Daphnia carinata is the source of this 1786-nucleotide messenger RNA. Its product is annotated as calphotin-like. The transcript has 3 exons. NCBI's taxonomy places the organism in Eukaryota, Metazoa, Arthropoda, Branchiopoda, Diplostraca, Daphniidae. Bases 259 to 1446 code for a protein of 395 amino acids. The record is from RefSeq and is a predicted model, not a curated record.